AUCUUGCUGUCGUUGCAUAUUCAGAAUACCACACUUACAGUAAAUGAAGCACGCAUGCUUACAAAAGAAUCCCGGGAAAAGAGUUGGAUUUUAUUAGAGAGUUUAUGAAAUAAGCCAAAAAUGAUGGUUCUCUUUUAUUAUUUGAAAUUCGUUUGCAUAGUUGGAUAUGUUAAUGCUGUUUGUCAGACCAACAGAAUUGAGAUAGAUGGAAAUGGUUAUACGGGAAUCACAGUUGCAGUGUCCAGUAAACUGGAACCAUCUGAAAUACAACUACAAAGAUUAAAGGACCUGUUUACAGCCGCUUCUGCUCGACUUUAUAAGGCAACAAAACAUCAUGUAUUCUUUAAAGAUAUCACAAUAGUAAUACCAAAGUCUUGGCCGAGCAAUAUAACUGAUAGUUAUAUAACCGGACCCCAGCUUGACUCUGCCCAUGUGAUUGUUGACAAAGCUAACCCACUCGCAAAUAAUAAGCCCUAUGUCUCUGGCAUGACCGGAUGUGGAAAACCUGGGAGACACAUACAUUUAGAACCAUAUACGGUACAAACUCUUAACGCUGUUGGAGAUGCAGACAGAUUAUUUGUUCACCACUGGGGCCAUUUUAGAUGGGGUUUAUUCGACGAACAUGGUGAUACCGAGUCUCCUGUCCAAGAGUCGAAUAGAAAUACGUGGUUUUAUUCAUCUGGAGGAACCUUCAAACCAAAUAUCUGCGUUAAGAAUACAAAAGGGAAAAUUGAAUUGAAUUAUUGUGGGAGUAAUAUGAAGUGCUCAGUGGAUGAAAAUGGUCUACCUGAAAAGAACUGUAAAUUCUGUGGAGACGAGACUGGAAACACCGUUAAUGGGUCAAUAAUGGGGACUGUAGAAAUAUCCAGUGUGGAAGAGUUUUGUGAUGAAGAAAAUAGCAAUGUUCCACACAACAAAGAAGCUGAAACACCACAGAACAAAAUAUGUCAAGGAAAAAGUGCCUGGGAAAUAAUGAGACUUCAUUCUGAUUUUAAAGAUACAACGCCAGGCUCUUCAUCGCAAAACACAACACCAACAUUUCGAAUUGUUAAACAGAGGGCGGGUCAAAACUUUGUCUUGGUCUUAGACAAGUCCGGAAGUAUGGCUGGUGCUAAAAUAAAGGAGUUAAAAGAGAUAUCAUCUAUUUUUAUCACAAACUGGGUAUCGAAUGGUAGCUCUGUAGGAGUUGUGACGUUUGAUACUUCUGCACAAAUUGUCUCCUCACUCAAGCUUGUGACGUCAGAUGAGGUGCGUAAAAGAUUGGUGACUUUGAUAAACAACAUUGGGGCAGCUGGAGGAACAUCAAUUGGAGAAGGCUUACUUAAAGGGAUAGAGGUUCUUAAAACACAUAGUGAUGAUAUCAGAGGAAGCGAGAUAAUUCUAGUGUCAGAUGGUCAAAAUAAUGCUGGUACACUAGGAAUCGAUGAUGUAAUAAAUCAAAUCUUAGCCGAAAAAGUUAUUGUUACGACCGUUGCCAUUAGUCAAGCGGCAGAUAAAGAUAUGGAAAACCUUGCAAGGCAGAGCGGAGGCUCAAGCCAUUUUUAUUCUGGAAAGGAUAAUUCUACCGCUCUUAUUGAUAGUUUUGCCAAAAUUGCCGAAUGUGCCUCUGAUGACGAUAACAAAAUGCAACAGAUAGAAAGUAAAAGUGUAAGUGUGACAAAAGGUCAGAACUACACCACCGUUGUAUAUGUUGACUCCACAUUAGGACUCGAUACAGUUUUAUUGCUGCAAGGCCCUGGUGUGAGCGAUAUCUCAGCUUUCAUCAUAGGACCCGGAAAUCAGACUUGGAAGACUGAUUCAUGCACAGAUUCAUGUCGCAUAAAGAUAAGUGGAUUAGCAGAGGUUGGAACUUACAACGUGCAGAUUUCAUCUAUCGCCGAUAAAGACACAACUUUAACCUUGACAGUGCAUUCAUAUCCCAAAGAUCCUUCUGAGGACGUAUUUACUGCUACUGCGUGGAUAUCUACGGAUUCAUUUGAUUUCUCGCCCUCUACUCCUCUUGUCAUCUAUGCAUUAGUUAUGAAAGGAUCGUCACCAGUCCUAGAUGCUUAUGUUUCAAUGAAAAUCGAAGAUUCUAAAGGAUAUGUGUUAACAAUUGUUCUGACAGAUAAUGGUCUAGGUGAAGAUGUAAUUAAAGGAGAUGGACUCUACACAGGAGUGAUGUUACCUUCUCAAAUUAAAGAAGGGGGCAGACACAGCCUCAAGCUCUUCGUUACAGGAAAAAGUGGCGAAACAAAAAUCCUUGUACCAAAAGUGAAAAGACGAAAAAGAGAAACAAAGACUGAAGACACAGCCACAAAUUUGGAAACGCGUACAGUAGAUGGAUUUCAGCGAGUUGCAUCCAGUGGCUCAUUCACAGUAUAUAAUUAUAGCCAAGUGAAUAUUACUAACGAUAUCAUAUCCCCAGCGCGCAUAACGACACUCCAAGUGGUCAACAGAAAAGGCAAUUCUUUUAAUGUAAGCUGGAAUGCUGUCGGAGAUGACGUCACAUAUGGCAAAGCUUUGCUCUAUAACAUUUUAUUAUCAAAGAACCUUUCAACUUUACGGGACUCUCCAGAAACGAUUGAACCAUUAACCGGAAACGCACCCACACCUUCUAAUCCAGAAAGCUUGGAAAUAUUCUCUUUUGAGUUACCGGAAGUUAGUACGAACUACUAUUUAGCAGUCCGUGCUGUUGAUGAAGCGGGAAAUAAAGGCGAUGUUUCGAACAUCCUGUCUUUAUCUGUGAUCACUGACAGCACUUGGAAGCGCGAAAAAAUACAAUCGCCAUCUUCAUCCAAUGAGGCUUUGAUAAUUGGUAUUUGCGUGGCAGCUUUAGCUUUGAUAGUCCUGCUUGUGUUUGGAUGUGUUAUUUAUAAUAGAAGGAAGGUGCUUGGAAAAGGCGCAGUGGUCUAGUCCUCUGGAAA
This is a messenger RNA of Saccostrea cuccullata (small rock oyster), 2906 nucleotides long. RefSeq names its product calcium-activated chloride channel regulator 1-like. Bases 121 to 2895 code for a protein of 924 amino acids. Lineage: Eukaryota; Metazoa; Mollusca; Bivalvia; Ostreida; Ostreidae. The transcript is spliced from 13 exons. The record is from RefSeq and is a predicted model, not a curated record.